Molecule: messenger RNA, 2207 nt
Organism: Mytilus californianus (California mussel)
Lineage: Eukaryota; Metazoa; Mollusca; Bivalvia; Mytilida; Mytilidae
Exons: 2
Coding region: 39-1757 (572 amino acids)
Biological process (GO): protein polyubiquitination; proteasome-mediated ubiquitin-dependent protein catabolic process; negative regulation of translation
Molecular function (GO): ubiquitin protein ligase activity; translation repressor activity
Source: RefSeq, a predicted model, not a curated record
UACAGGUAAACAUUUCAAAUUGGAUUGACGUCGUUCAAAUGGCAGAGUUCAAAUUAGACACAGGACAAACUUCAGUAGAAGAUAUUCAACCAAAAUCUAACAACUAUUGUGGUCCUUGUGAAACAAGACUUGUGACAAGAGCGCCAAAGUAUUGGUGUAACUCUUGUAAAGAAGGUUUGUGCGCUGAAUUUUUUGAACACCAUAAAGCCAUCAAGGCAUCUAGAAGUCACAUAACUGUAGAAUUUACCAAAUUUAUGAAACUAAAGCCGUUUAUAGCAACUAUCGAAACGGAAUGUAAGAUACAUGGCCUUCCAUUUGAACUUUAUUGUCCUAAUCAUGAAGCGACUUGCUGCUCUUUUUGUGCAACACUAGAUCAUUCGACAUGUCUUGGAUUAAAAUCUCUUCCAAAUGUUGUUGCAACAUUUAGGGAGUCAGAAUAUCUAAAUCAUCUUGACCAGAGGUUUGAUGUUUUAGUAAACAAUAUCGACAAAAUAAUUGAAAAUCGUGCGAGCACUAAAAAGACAAUUAGUUAUCAGUUGAGGAAAAGUCGAUCUGAUAUACAAACUUUGAGAAAAGAAAUCAAUACUCAUUUAGAUAAUUUAGAAAUUCAUCUAGCUUCAAAGAGUGACAAAAUUAUCGAAGACGAAACGAAAAGUAUUGAAAAAAUUCCCCAAAAGUUAGAAGAAAAGAAACGCAACGUGAAUCAACUCAGAAACAACUUUACAGAGUUAAAAAGAGGUGGAACUAAUUUACAAGUAUUUAUAUCCAGCAAGCAGAUAGACAAAGCCAUUUCAAAAGAAGGUGAAUCAUUGAACUCCGUGAUGGCAGAAGAAAAGAUGUCAGAGUUAAAUUUGAAGUUUACAUUAGACCCUAAUUUGAAAGAUUCAAUCGGUCAACUUUUAGAUGUUCAUCUUGAAAAGGACAAAUCUACGGUUAUAUUAGACUCAUCAACAAACCUUUCGUGUCAAAUUGUUUCUGAAGAUGUGACUAAAGUAACGGCUAUUCUCCAAACUAACUUCGAUAAAUCUGUUUUUCAGAAAACUUCAAAUGUUACCAGUAUUACUAUCAUACUGCCAGAGAAAAAGAUAGUAGUUGCUGAUUUUGACAACGAUUCAAUAUUUGUGUUCUGCUCAGACGGAAGCAUUUUGAAGUCUAUUAGAUUUAAUUCCUCGAUCUCGCCAUUUGGUGUGGCAUGUAUAGACAAGGGUCGUUUUGCCGUUUCUUUUCCUUAUAACUGUACAAUAAAGAUAUUUGAAACAACGGAUUACACUGAAGUACAAGCUAUUGAAUUAAAGAACUAUUGCUGGGGCAUACAAUGUGUAAAUAACCUCAUUAUUGUGGCUAGUAAGAGAAAGGAAAUUUUACUGUUAGAUCUAUCUGGAAAUGUUGUCAAAAUAUUCCAAGCAGAUCAAAAUAACUUAAUUUAUGUGCAUACAUUUAAAGACGUAUAUUUUUGUUCCGAAUUAGAACAAGGGUGUGUCAAUUGUUACCAUUCCCUUGGAACUAAACUGUGGCAGUUUAAAAGUGAAAAUACCAAAGGCCCACGAACUUUGUGCCCUGACGCUUAUGGUAAUUUAUUUGUUGCUUGUAAAGAUUCUAACAGUGUUGUAGUUAUUUCUAAAGACGGUAAACAAAGCAAAGUGGUUUUGAAUGUUACAGAACCUAAGAGUGUCUAUUUUGACAUCAGGAAUUCUAUUUUGUAUGUCUGCAGUCAACAUGGUAAUCACUUUUCGUCUCACAGAAUACUUCACUGUUAAAUGCUUGCAUUAUACGAGUUAUGUUCAUCUCGUAUAUCUUAUGAUGGUAUGAUAUAAACGGGAGGGAUUGUGCUUGAUUUUCAUAUACUGUAGACAUAAUCUUUCAAUCAGUUUAGUUGAGGUCUAUCUGGUGCUGGCUUGUCAGUACUUGCUACUAGUCCUUUGCUAAUUUAUGUUAUCAUUGUCAUUGUCAUUUUGCUUAGUUUCUUCUGUUACCUAUUCUAACAUCGGACUCUGACUUUUAAACUGAGUUUUACUGUGCGUAUUUAGGAUGUAAACAACUAUCGUUCACCGUAUUACCAAUAAUCGGUCAACAAUGGGCAAAGUUUUUUCUAUAUAGUACGCUAUAAAAAAACCUUAAUCUUAAUUCAAACAACAAUUCUGAAGAAAAAUCAACAGUCUGAUUUCUCCCGUUCGACAAAAAAAAAAAAAAAAAAAAAAAAAAAAAAC